Nannospalax galili (Upper Galilee mountains blind mole rat) is the source of this 2200-nucleotide messenger RNA. RefSeq names its product homeobox A1 (gene Hoxa1). The coding region runs from base 102 to 1118 and encodes 338 amino acids. Gene Ontology annotation, biological process: regulation of transcription by RNA polymerase II. Gene Ontology annotation, cellular component: nucleus. NCBI's taxonomy places the organism in Eukaryota, Metazoa, Chordata, Mammalia, Rodentia, Spalacidae. The transcript has 2 exons. Gene Ontology annotation, molecular function: RNA polymerase II cis-regulatory region sequence-specific DNA binding; DNA-binding transcription factor activity, RNA polymerase II-specific. The record is from RefSeq and is a predicted model, not a curated record.
ACUGUACAUUCAUAUCAUUUUUCUUCUCUGGCCUCAUGGAGGAAGUGAGAAAGUUGGCACGGUCACCCAGGGCUUCGCAGGACCCAGUCAUUCAGUGACACAUGGACACUGCAAGAAUGAGCUCCUUCUUGGAAUAUCCCAUCCUUAGCAGUGGCGACUCCGGGACCUGCUCCGCGCGAGCCUACCCCUCGGAUCAUGGGAUUACAACUUUCCAAUCCUGCGCCGUCAGUGCCAACAGCUGCGGCGGCGACGAUCGCUUCUUAGUGGGCAGGGGGGUGCAGAUCAGUUCGCCUCACCACCACCACCACCACCACCAUCACCACCAUCAUCACUCCCAGCCGACUACUUACCAGACUUCUGGGAACCUGGGGGUGCCCUACUCCCACUCGAGUUGUGGUCCAAGCUAUAGUGCGCAGAACUUCAGUGCGCCUUACAGCCCUUACGGCUUAAAUCAGGAAGCAGACGUAAGUGGUGGGUACCCCCCGUGCGCUCCCACUGUUUACUCUGGAAACCUCUCAUCUCCCAUGGUACAGCAUCACCACCACCACCAGGGUUAUACUGGGGGCACGGUGGGCUCGCCUCAGUACAUUCACCACUCAUAUGGACAAGAGCAUCAGAACCUGGCCCUGGCCACGUAUAAUAACUCCCUGUCCCCUCUCCACGCCAGCCACCAAGAAGCCUGUCGCUCACCUGUGUCGGAGACAUCUUCUCCAGCCCAGACCUUUGACUGGAUGAAAGUCAAAAGAAACCCUCCCAAAACAGGGAAAGUUGGAGAAUAUGGCUACGUGGGUCAGCCCAACGCAGUGCGCACUAACUUCACCACCAAGCAGCUCACGGAGCUGGAGAAGGAGUUCCACUUCAACAAGUACUUGACACGCGCCCGCAGGGUGGAGAUCGCUGCGUCCUUGCAGCUCAACGAGACCCAGGUGAAGAUCUGGUUCCAGAACCGCCGGAUGAAGCAGAAGAAACGUGAGAAGGAGGGGCUCUUGCCCAUUUCUCCCACCACCCCUCCAGGAAGCGAUGAAAAGGCCGAGGAAUCCUCAGAGAAAUCCAACUCCUCACCCUGCGUUCCUUCUCCUGGGUCUUCUACCUCAGACACUGUGACUACCUCCCACUGAGGCCACCCCAGCCCCAGCCCCAGGUCCCAAGCUACUCCCAGGACUGGGAUUUCUAAACCAAAGCACAUUCUUAGCUUAUCUUCCUUACUUUACAGUCUCUCUCUUCCUUUCUGAUCCUAUCUGGGGAACUCCUGGCCAGGAGAAUGUGUUUCCAGAGAAUUCUGGAGAUUGGUUGGAUGUUAACUCCUUAAUCCCAUUGGGUACCAGCAUCAAUGUCUGGUGGGUCACUAACAUCCCGUAUUGAUCGUUGGAGAUUUUUCACAGGACUUACAAUUCAAUUCCUGUCAGAUGGAAAAUAGUUCCCUUUGCCAGCAGAUACUUGCCAGAGGGAGGUAUCUCAUCUUUUCCCUGUGCAUUACAGUUCUCUACCUUGCCCUUAAGUAGGAUUUAAAAAAAGAGGGCCUAGGAACUCACAAAGAAGAGAUGCACUAUGGGUGUGUUUACACUACUAAUCCAUUCUUUAAAGUCAGUUUCAUAUGUGUGAGUUUGUUGGUUGUAAAUACUUUCUCUUUAGAGGUUUAUCUUUAUACAGAUUUUCUAGAAACAUUUAGGUGACCAAAUUGAGCAGGGUGGGCAAACCAUAGGUGAAGGAUCAUAUAAACACAAUCAAGAUGCCUCAGAAGGUAGCCUCAAUUUGUUCUUUUAGGGUUAAGAAGCCUGCAAAGCACAAGGUUCAGAACCCUAGCUUUCUGUGCUGUCCCUCCCCAGUUCUACCCAAUUCUUGCUUCUCUGGCCGCUCUCUAUUUAAAACUUGUGCUGGAUUAUUUGGAUCCUAAAGGUAUUCUUUAAAUCAACCUUUCUUUCCACAGUGAUCUCAGCUGGAUAUGAUAUAUUUUCAGCUAAUUGUUAAUGUGAUGGAUGGCACAAUGAAUGUAUAUUUUGUGUGAUUCGUGAAUAGUCUUUUGCAUGUCGCACAAUGUUUUGAUGUCCCUGAAGUAACACUGAGUUCUAUCAGUUAUCCUUUGUGAACCCUAUGAUAGCCCCCAUUUCCUGUACAAUCAUGAACAGCCCUGAGAUCCUGGAGUGGUGCGAUCCAGAGCAGAGUUUACGGGUCUUAAGAUGUCUGUAAUAAAUAUAUUCAA